This is a messenger RNA of Lytechinus variegatus (green sea urchin), 2206 nucleotides long. Its product is annotated as cytochrome P450 3A24-like. Gene Ontology annotation, molecular function: heme binding; oxidoreductase activity, acting on paired donors, with incorporation or reduction of molecular oxygen; iron ion binding. Lineage: Eukaryota; Metazoa; Echinodermata; Echinoidea; Temnopleuroida; Toxopneustidae. The transcript has 13 exons. The record is from RefSeq and is a predicted model, not a curated record. Bases 178 to 1764 code for a protein of 528 amino acids.
AUGUUCUGUCAUAGCGAAAACGUACCUGUAUCAGUCAACACUGAAAACCCACUGAUAGCAGUACUGUAUACCAGUCUGGCUCGAACGCAAGCGGCCUGUCUCUGGUCGUGAAGAAGUCGUGAUUUUGCUGUCCAACAACAGGAUUUAGUAGAUCAGUUUUGACUGCAAUAAUUCACCAUGGCGUUUACUCUUCUCGGUUACACUAUAUCUUGGCCUUUGCUUGGAGCAUUAGGAGCCAUCUUUUUUACGCAUCAGAUUUGGCAUUUAUCAUAUUUCAAGCGAAAGGGGAUCAAAGGACCUAUACCUCUUCCAUUUGUUGGAAAUUCUUUUGACUUAUUUCAAGGCCUCCAUUGGACAAGUAUAAAUAAUAUCAAGAAAUAUGGAAAUGUCUAUGGCAUGUACAUGUUUGGAACACCAGUAUUGUUUAUUAGUGACCUUGACAUGAUAAAGGAUAUCACAGUAAAGAACUUCAGCAAGUUCAUGAACCACAAGCAAUUUGUGUUGAAAUCUCGACCAUUUGACAAGGCAGUAUCAGCUCUAAGGGACCAGCAUUGGAAAGAUGUUAGGAAUGUCAUGACACCAACCUUCAGUGCUGUCAAAAUGAAACAGCUAUCAGGACUACUUAAUGAAUCCAUUGAUAGUUUGGUGGAAAACUUUGGAGCAAUUCAGAAGAAAGACGGCAAGGUGAAAGUCUUCAAUUUAUUUGAAGCAUUCACGAUGGAUGGAAUUGCUAAAUGUGCUUUUGGACUACAGAUAAAUUCACAGAACAAUCCAAGUGAUCCAUUCGUCACCAAUGCAAAGGACUUAAUGAAGAAUAGAUUAUCAUUGAAAGUACUUGUUGCUGGUGUUUUCCCUACCAUUGGUAAAGUGAUGGAUUACUUUAGAGUCAGUGCUCUGUCAAAUAAAGUUCAGCAAUUCUUCAUCUCUGUAAUUGAUCAAACAAUCACAGCUCGCAGGGAAAAUCCAAGCUCAAAGAUGAAGGACUUUCUUCAGAUUUUAAUGAAUGCAGAGCAGGGAUACAAAUCAGAAAGUGAGAUAAAAGAAGAGAAAUUGCAGGAGAAGAAAUCAGAAGAUGAUAUCCAUGCUUCAGUUGAUGAACGGGAAAAUGAAAGCUACUUCAAGAAGAGCAAGAAGACCACUCUAACGAGGGAUGAGAUAUAUGGUCAGGCUAUGAUAUUCUUUUUGGCUGGUUAUGAAACCAUCAAUGUCACUCUGGGAUUCUUGGCAUAUGCCAUGGCUGCAAAUCCUGAUGUUCAAGAAAAACUCAUUGAAGAAAUUGACAGUCUGACUCCAACUAGAGAUGAUGUUAGCUAUACAUCCAUUGCAAAGAUGCCCUACCUGGACAAUGUUGUCUGUGAGACUCUUCGACUCUACCCUGCCGGUAUUAUAACUGAACGAGAAUGCAAUGAAACUCAUGUUUGCAAUGGUAUCACUAUCAAUAAAGGGGUUCAAUUGAUGUUCCCUGUCUUUGCCAUCCACCGUGACCCUGCAAUCUGGCCUGACCCAGAAAAGUUUGAUCCUGAUAGAUUUACUAAAGAGAAUCGUGAAGGGCGCCACCCAUUGGCCUGGUUUCCAUUCGGUUUUGGUCCGAGGAAUUGCAUCGGGAUGAGGUUUGCCUUGAUGGAGAUGAAGAUGGCCGUCAUUCGUCUUCUUCAGAAGUACCGCUUUGAAACUUGCCCAGAGACUUCAAUUCCUCCUAAAUUCUCCAAGAUGAGCCUUAAACCUGAUGAUGACUUAUAUCUUCGUGUUGUGGAGAGAAGUUAGACCAGAUAAAAAAAGAUGGCAAAGAUUUGAUGCCCAAAAUGCUCUAAGUAAUGGUACUGAUCCAUUCAUGUAGGGCAGAAUGCAUUUUAAUAUUUGUAAAAGGUAAAUGAAUCAGCAGCUAUAAUUUUUAUUGAUUUGAAUUCACAGUAUAUAUUCAGCAUACAAAUAUGGUUUGAAUGUGAUACAAAAUUAAGUGAUUAUAGGUAUUUAGCAUUACUCAACUUUAGUUUAGUUUAGUUUAUUUUAUUUCCAUUUUCUGAUAAUAAACAUAACAAACAUACAUAUGUAUGAAUGCACAAAACAAUAAAUCUCAUAAGAAUACUUCAAUAAUUAACAAAUCGUAAGAAAUAGAUGGAAUAUAUACAAUUCUUUUUGUUCCAGAUACAUUUUGAUGAUUAGACAAAUUAUAGAUUACAGUUAGCAUGUGAAAAUGAAAAUGAGG